Molecule: messenger RNA, 528 nt
Organism: Hibiscus syriacus
Lineage: Eukaryota; Viridiplantae; Streptophyta; Magnoliopsida; Malvales; Malvaceae
Exons: 1
Coding region: 1-528 (175 amino acids)
Source: RefSeq, a predicted model, not a curated record
AUGACAUAUCAUCAAAUAAGAUAUUAUCGUGGUCGUCAAGGAAACUAUCAUAAUAGAUCAACGAAUACUCAUCCCAAACCCAAAGAAAGUUUCUACCAACCAUUACCUAAAUGGGAGAGACAAUUCUGCACGGAAGUGGGAGCAAUGUCAUGGAGAAGAUUUGUUGCAGCAAAAGAGAAUUUGUGUGAAAGUGACAAAGUAUUCGAGUGGGAUGAUUCGGCUGGGUUAAAAGCUUUUCAAGAAGCCAAACAAAGAUUCUGGGAAAGUUACCAUGGACAUCCUUGCAAAACGAGGUUGCCGAUUCGUGCAGAGGAUAUGUAUAUCGAUGAAAAUAUUGAUUGGAAUCCAAAGAUCGACCCUAAACUUUUUUCAGAAUUAAAAUCACUUUCUGAUGACGAAGACGAUGAGAAGGACAAAGUUAAAGAUAUCAAAACGUUUUCAAUUCCAUUAGAGGAGAUUAAACCCACUGGAUGGGUUCUCUACGAGGAACCUACUCCACAAUUACGUACGAUUGUUGGAUCAGAUUAA